Lagopus muta (rock ptarmigan) is the source of this 4644-nucleotide messenger RNA. RefSeq names its product pantothenate kinase 4 (inactive) (gene PANK4). Lineage: Eukaryota; Metazoa; Chordata; Aves; Galliformes; Phasianidae. Gene Ontology annotation, molecular function: ATP binding; pantothenate kinase activity. Gene Ontology annotation, cellular component: nucleus; cytosol. The record is from RefSeq and is a predicted model, not a curated record. Gene Ontology annotation, biological process: coenzyme A biosynthetic process. Bases 96 to 2468 code for a protein of 790 amino acids. The transcript is spliced from 19 exons.
UCCGCGCACGCGCACAGGGCAGCCGUUGCUCGGCGCACGCACGCCCCUCACCUCCUGCCUCAGCCACGCGCCCCGCCUCGUUAACAUGCAAAUCUAUGCACAUACGUUUGCAUACCGAUGAGGCCGGGCGAGGAGCGGGGCUAGCGUUCAAAAUGGCGGAGCGGGGAGGCAGAGGGAGCGGCGGGCACGGCAGUUUGGAUAAGAGCAUCACCCUCCCGCCUGAUGAAAUCUUCCGCAACCUGGAGAACGCCAAGCGCUUCGCCAUCGACAUCGGUGGCUCAUUAACCAAGUUGGCUUAUUAUUCAACUGUGCAGCACAAAGUGGCAAGAGUGAGAUCCUUUGAUCAUUCUGGAAAGGACAUAGAAAACGAACCUUUGUAUGAAAUAUCAGUUCAGGAGGAGAUAACAGCUCGCCUGCACUUCAUCAAGUUUGAGAACAAUUAUAUCGAAACUUGUCUAGAUUUCAUCAAAGACCAUCUUGUCAAUACAGAGACUCAAGUCAUCAAAGCUACAGGUGGUGGUGCCUAUAAAUUUAAAGAUCUUAUUGAGAAGAAGUUGGGGUUGAAAGUAGAUAAAGAAGAUGUGAUGACCUGCCUGAUCAAAGGAUGCAACUUUCUGCUGAGGAACAUCCCCCAUGAAGUGUUUGCAUACCAGAAGGAUUCAGACACAGAGUUCCGAUUUCAGACAAAUCACCCAAACAUUUUCCCAUACUUACUGGUGAACAUUGGCUCUGGGGUUUCAAUAGUGAAGGUAGAAUCAGAAGACAAAUUUGAAUGGAUAGGAGGGAGCUCAAUUGGAGGUGGAACCUUCUGGGGUCUUGGAGCACUGCUCACUAAAACAAAGAAAUUUGAUGAAUUGCUGCAACUUGCUUCCAAGGGACAGCACACAAAUGUAGACAUGCUGGUGAAAGAUGUGUAUGGAGGCGCCUGCCAGACCCUGGGGCUAAGUGGGAACCUGAUAGCAAGCAGCUUUGGGAAAUCCACUACAGCAGAUAAAGAGUUCUCCAAAGAAGAUAUGGCAAAAAGUUUACUCCAUAUGAUCAGCAAUGACAUUGGUCAGCUUGCCUGCCUCUAUGCCAAACUCCAUAACUUAGAUAAAAUAUAUUUUGGAGGAUUCUUUAUUCGGGGUCACCCUGUUACCAUGCGCACAAUAACCUUCAGUAUCAACUUCUUCUCAAAGGGAGAGGUUCAGGCAUUGUUCCUGAGACAUGAAGGCUACCUGGGAGCCAUUGGGGCAUUUUUAAAAGGAGCUGAACAAGACAAUCCAAAUCAAUAUAGCUGGGGAGAGAAUUAUGCUGGGAGUUCUGGUCUUAUGAGCACAUCACCUGAUGUCUACCCCAUGCAGAGGACCCGGAGUGGUACAUUUGACAUGUUUGAAAUGGAUAGGUUGGAGAGACCGCUGGUUAACCUGCCACUGCUGAAGGACCCAUCAACCUAUAUUCCAGACACUGUUGACCUCACAGAUGAUGCCAUGGCCAGAAAAUACUGGCUCACUUGUUUUGAGGAGGCGUUGGAUGGGGUAGCAAAGCGUGCUGCAGCCAGCCAGCCAGAUUCUGUUGAUGCACCUGAGAGAGCCGAAAAGUUCCGACAGAAGUACUGGAACAAGCUCCAGACACUCAGACAGCAGCCUUUUGCAUAUGGCACCUUAACAGUUAGAAGUCUUUUGGAUACAAGGGAACACUGUUUAAACGAGUUCAAUUUUCCGGAUCCUUAUUCGAAGGUAAAGCAGAAAGAAAAUGGCAUAGCCUUAAAAUGUUUUCAAAGCGUAAUCGAAUCUUUGGAUUCAUUAGGCUGGGAGGAGAGGCAGUUUGCUCUGGUGAAAGGACUUCUUGCGGGGAAUGUCUUUGACUGGGGAGCAAAAGCAGUCUCAGACGUUCUGGAAUGUGAGCCACAAUUUGGAUUUGAAGAAGCCAAGUCAAAACUGCAAGAACGUCCCUGGUUAGAAGAUUCCUACAGUCAGUGGCUAGAGCGGCUGAAGGAGGGUCCCCCUCAUAAAUGUGCCUUAAUUUUCGCAGAUAACAGUGGAAUAGACAUAAUUUUAGGCGUCUUUCCUUUUGUUAGAGAGCUUCUUUCUAGAGGAACAGAGGUUAUAUUGGCUUGUAACUCUGGCCCUGCUCUAAAUGACGUCACCUACAGCGAAUCCCUGAUCGUUGCUGAACGGAUAGCAGCAAUGGAUCCAGUUAUUCAAUCUGCACUGAAGGAAGAGAAGCUGCUGUUGGUCCAGACGGGUUCAAGUUCUCCUUGUCUAGAUCUGAGCCGCCUGGAUAAAGGUCUGGCUGUGCUGGUCAGAGAACGGAAGACAGACUUGGUUAUCAUUGAAGGCAUGGGUCGUGCCAUCCACACCAAUUACUACGCGGCUUUGAAGUGUGAGAGCCUCAAGCUUGCUGUUAUCAAAAACUCCUGGCUUGCCGAUCGCCUUGGAGGGAAAAUAUUCAGCGUCAUUUUCAAGUAUGAAGUGCCAUGUAAAUGAUACAGAUCUGGUCAGCUGGGUGAACAGGAGCAGCAGAAUGGACUUGCACUAGUUUUACUUUAACUGUAAAGAAUGUAUUUUUAUUACAACAGGGAAAAGAGGUCACAGGAAAUUCCAUAUUUAUAUUGUGCUUUUGUGACUUAAAAAGCAACAAUAUGAUUCACUCUAUAGUAUACACACCCAAAUAUAUAUAUGUAUAUCACUCAUUGUUUAUUUUGGUAAGUGUUUAUUUUAAUGAUUCAGUAUUUGUGAUGAAAAGACUUUAUUUUUUUGUUCUGUGAGACAUUCAUAUAGAAAUAUAUUUAAAUGUCAAUGAAACCUUUUUUUAUACAUCUCUGCCUACUCUGCCAGCACUGACAUGGCACAUACCAAAUAGUUUUUAAAGUGCUAAGUCAACCUGACAUUGUAUUUUUCCAUGUCAGCUUUUAAACUUACCUAAACAGUCUCAUGCUCUUUGCAGUUAAUUUGGUCGAGGACUGAUCCACCUCCUACUCUAACGAACUUUAUGUCAGCUGCAUUUAAAACAGAACUGUCACAAUGUGAGAGCACACAGUAGAUAACUGAACAGCACUACCACCAGUUAAAGAACUCUUAACUCCUACUGCUUCCACUGUUAUUAACAAGCUGAGGGGGGGGAGAGGCAGGCUGCAUCCAUACUAAAUUACUUAGCAGUAAUCAGAAGUUUAAGUCUGCAUUGCAUUCAGUGAAUCUGAACACUUUAUUCAGGAACAACCAGCUGUAUCCCUGUCACAGACAUGUUAAUUUCUGUUUCCUUCAGUUAUUUAAUGCUGGAACAGAGAGGAAUUAGUCUCUCUGUUGAUGCAGUGCAGUUAAAACCACUUCUAAGGAACUGAAUUUGUGCCCUGCUCCAUCAGCUGCGCAGUACGUAAAUGCAGUUAUUUAACCCUGAAUUUGCAAAACAGCCUGUGCGUGCAUCAGCCAUUCCACCUCUGAAAUGAAAAACAACUUAAUUAGAAAACUAUUUAAUAUGUAACCAAAGUAACCAUUCCCCAUGAACUUCAAAGAUUCUUCUCUGACAGCAAGAAAAUAACAAAAAAUGCCCGUUACUCAUCCUUGCCUACUGAAUUUGUACUUUAAUUGAUUUUGUUUGCCAGUGUUCAUGUUCUACUGCUCUUGGAUUUAAAGUAUGAAUCUUAUUCCUAAAUAGUUCCUAGUCAAGUUAACUAGACAAACUGUCCUCUGUAGCUAAACAAGGAAACAUAUCUUCUGAUGGAAAACAGACCUUUCUUAAAUCUAGUUCCUUAACUGUAAGGCUUCCCUUUCUCAGAUUUUAGGCCUUUGUGUAGAAUACAGUUAAAUCCUGCAUUAUUGGGAUGGAUGCAUCAGUAAUGUCCUUUCUGAUUCAGAAAUGACUUUCACAGUGAUCACUAUCAUUUGCCUAGAAGGAGGCAAAAAUACAUUCUAUUUAAAAUUAAAAUCUUAAGGAGCAGUUAUUCUUGAUUAGAAGAGUCAGAUAAAAGCUUUAAUUUUCAAGAUUGCACCUCAUUCUAUAAUUAGUAUGCAGAGGCUUCAUAUUAACCUAUCCCCCUGCAGGCAUUUCUGCACUUACGUGGUAAACUUCUAAAUUAAAUAUAGAUGUGAUCACCCAUCUUAACCUCCCUUAAUUUUAGCAGUUGCACUCUCCCUCUUAUCAAUUCAAAUUCUUCCAAGCUGCUUGGUUUUGUUCUAUAACCAGCUCCACCAUCAAUCCAGAAGUACUGUGUUUGUAAUUAGGAAACUAACACUCUACUCUUGCAGAAAAAUAUCUUCCUACAGUGAUGUAGCUCCUAUGACAUAUAGAUGGUAGAACCACAAUAUAUGCCCAUUCCUUAAGAAUUUUUGUUAAGCAUUGGCCCUCCCUGAAGUCUCCUGGGUUUGUCUUGUAUUUUCUUUAAUACGUAGACGAGUGCACAUUUCUUCUGUGAAAAUGGAGCAACAAGAUUUCUGGAAAAGAAGAGGGGGAAAAAAAAAAGGGGGAUAAGUUUCUCUGUAUUGUAGAAUCCAGCUUUUAAAUGUUCACUAGACUUUCAGUGCAGUGGAUGGGAGAACAAGAACACCAAAAUACACAUUCAAAUUCUAGUGCAGUUUUAUUUACGUGUUUUCCUGCUUGUCAAAUGACUUGAGAAUAGCCAUACUUGAGAAUAAACUUGUUAUUGAUGAUUUACUGUCCUCUGUA